This is a messenger RNA of Pistacia vera, 1716 nucleotides long. Its product is annotated as probable serine/threonine-protein kinase PBL7. The record is from RefSeq and is a predicted model, not a curated record. Gene Ontology annotation, molecular function: protein kinase activity; ATP binding. The transcript is spliced from 5 exons. The coding region runs from base 184 to 1389 and encodes 401 amino acids. Gene Ontology annotation, biological process: protein phosphorylation. NCBI's taxonomy places the organism in Eukaryota, Viridiplantae, Streptophyta, Magnoliopsida, Sapindales, Anacardiaceae.
CGAGUUGGGUGGCUCUUUCCAUUUCAAGCUCUCUCUAUCUCUUGUGUCUACAAUUUCUUUUGUCUUUCAAUUAUUCAUUCAUUCCUUCUUCUUCUUCUUCUUCGUCUUUGUCUGCAUAGUUAGAGACUCAACACCCUUUAGAUAUCUCCAAAAAAUAAACAAGAUAAAACCAGUAAAAUAAACAUGGGAUGGCUGCCUUGUUCCGGUAAUUCAAACAAGAAAGCCAAAGCCAAGGCCAAGAACAAAAUGAAGAUGAACCAGAAGCCUGUUGAUCGGAUCAGUUCUGUUACUGAGAAAUUGAAGACAGAUUCCUCCUGGAGUGUUAAGGAGGCAUCUCAAAAUGGAGGGUCCGACCACAUUGCAGCCCAGACACUUACAUUCCGCGAGUUGGCAACUGCAACUAAAAACUUUAGAGCAGAAUGUCUCUUGGGUGAGGGAGGUUUUGGUAGAGUGUAUAAAGGGCAUUUAGAAAGUACUAGUCAGGUUGUAGCUAUCAAGCAACUUAAUCGUAAUGGGUUGCAGGGUAACAGAGAAUUCCUUGUUGAAGUAUUGAUGUUAAGUUUACUUCACCACCCUAACUUGGUUAAUCUAAUUGGUUAUUGUGCUGAUGGAGAUCAAAGGCUUUUGGUUUAUGAAUAUAUGCCUUUAGGAUCUUUGGAAGACCACUUACAAGAUAUUUCACCUGGUAAGAAACCACUUGAUUGGAAUACAAGAAUGAAAAUAGCUGCUGGAGCAGCGAGGGGGUUAGAGUAUUUACAUGACACAGCUAAUCCCCCUGUUAUAUAUCGAGAUUUAAAAUGCUCAAAUAUUUUGCUUGGCGAAGGAUAUCAUCCAAAGCUCUCUGAUUUUGGCUUGGCUAAACUCGGGCCUGUUGGAGAUAACACCCAUGUCUCUACCAGGGUUAUGGGCACCUACGGAUACUGCGCUCCAGAGUAUGCAAUGACUGGUCAACUGACUUUAAAAUCAGAUGUGUAUAGCUUUGGAGUUGUUCUUCUGGAAAUCAUUACUGGCAGGAAAGCAAUUGACGCUUCAAAAGCUGCAGCAGAACAGAAUCUGGUUGCAUGGGCAAGACCCUUGUUCAAAGAUCGAACAAAAUUCUCACAUAUUGCUGAUCCAGAGCUCCAAGGUCAAUUUCCUUCAAGGGGCUUAUACCAAGCUCUUGCUGUUGCGGCAAUGUGUGUCCAUGAGCAGCCCGAUAUGCGACCGGUUAUUGCUGAUGUUGUCACUGCUUUGACUUACCUUGCUUCUCAAAAAUAUGACCCUGACACACAGAUGGUCAGAAGCCCCCGCCUGGCCCCUGUUACCCCUCCCAGAACAAAGAGAGACAGAGAUAAAAAGCACAGUGGUGGUAGCGGAUCUGAAAGAGAUCGAACCAGAAGAUUAAGUUAAGAUUGGUCGUGUAAUUGGUGAAAAGUUGCGUGCAUUUCUAAUAUUGAUUAGGCUACUUUCAUGCCUGCCAUGGAAAUUGCUUUGGGAAGACUGAUUGAUGCUUCAAGAAUUUUUGUGUUCUUGAACGUAAAGAGUCACAAGGCUAAGGAUUUUGGUGUCAACGCUUUAUGGCUGCAUUAAGAAGAUUUUAUCAAAUUUUGUAUAAAGCCAAAUAAGAGGUGUGUUUUUUAUUAAUUUUACUGUUAUAUUUUUGUUAUUGGAGAAUAUUUGCACCUCCUUUUUCAGAAUAUACAUGUAAACCCAACUUGGAUUUUUCUUUUUUUUUCA